Molecule: messenger RNA, 1218 nt
Organism: Dibothriocephalus latus
Lineage: Eukaryota; Metazoa; Platyhelminthes; Cestoda; Diphyllobothriidea; Diphyllobothriidae
Source: the annotation of a GenBank genome assembly
AUGGAUGAGGAAUACGACAUCAUCGUUCUUGGGACCGGGCUUAAAGUACUGCAUAUGGACAGGAACAACUAUUAUGGUGGGGAGAGCACGUCCGUGAACCCGCUUGAAAAGCUAUUUGAACGGUUUAACAAACCCUGCCCUACUGAUGAACGUUAUGGUCGAGGUCGGGACUGGAACGUUGACCUUAUCCCAAAGUUUUUGAUGGCUGAAGAGCUCAUGGGCAUUUUCGAAAAGAGGCGUUUCCGAAAGCUCCUAAUAUACGCAGACCAGGUCGAAGAAGACAAGAAGUCAACUUGGAACGGCAUCGAACUUGACAAGUGCAAUAUCAUGAAAGUUUAUGAGCACUUUGGUGUUGAUUCCAACACCCAGGACUUUGUUGGUCAUGCUAUUUGCCUGCACCAAAGUGAGGACUACAAGACCAAGUGCAGCGCACUGGACUGCAUAAAACGAAUGCAACUCUACAGCAACUCGCUGAUGCGCUACGGCAAGUCCCCCUACCUCUACCCCCUCUACGGUCUGGGUGAGCUGCCACAAGGCUUUGCCCGCCUCAGUGCCGUCUACGGUGGCACGUACAUGCUGAACAAACCGUUUGAGGGAUUUGUCAUGGAGAACGGCAAAGUGGUGGGUGUGAAAUCGGAGGGCGAAGUGGCAAAGUGCAAACAAGUGAUUUGUGACCCGAGUUACGCGCCUGAUCUAGUCCGAAAAGUUGGCCGGGUCGCGGCUGAGCGUUUCUUCGUCGCGAUGGUUGCCACCAUUGUCGAGACCGACAAUCCCCCACGUGAAUUGGCGGCUGGCAUUCGUUUAUUGGGUCCGAUGAGGGAGUGCUUUGUCAAGGACACUGACCUUUAUGCACCAAUCGGGCCCGGUACCGAUAAUCAGGUUUGUGUACCAUUUGAUUUUCAUCUACAACUGCAUCUGUUAUCAGUCGUUUUUCUUUUUUUCGGCUGUACAUUUCUUCGGAGUAAACCACGCUAUUUUGUGUUUAAGGACAACCAUGCCUUUUGUAACUCUCUCCACAGCGCUUCCGGUUCGCCGGUUCCGCAAUUUUUUUUCUUAUGUCUCCAAGCUCGAACUUUAACCUUUGGUUGCUUCGAGCCCCUUAGUCAUCUCAUCAGGCUUGAAACCCGGCGCACGUGGGCGCAUCCUUAUUUGGCUCGAUUUUUUGCCUUGUUACAGUCCUUGCCAGCAAGUGCAAUUAUUUUAGUUCUCACUUUGUGA